UUGUAUAUAGUGUUGUCAUGGUUACUUAAUUAUAAACAAGUUGUCAGAGUUUAAAAAUGAAAAGAGAAAUCAGACACGUGACUAAACUUUACCUCUGAGCCAGUAGCAGCAGGAGUCUGUGGAGAUUUUCCUAAAGAGCGGGGUCUGGACUCUGAUUUCAUUAUAAGAGGAGUAAAUAAUCAGGACACUGGAAGAAAAACACAGAGAUUCAUGACUCCAGAAUCUCCACUAACCUGUUAACCGAGUAUCUCAGAUGGUAAGUUUCAGAUGAACUCACCUUUAGUGAAGUUACACAGAGGAUCAGAGCUUCAAAGCCCGUGUGGAGAAGGAAGCUCGGAGACCAAGCGUGUGUGAGUUUCCUGUAGUGACGUCAUCUUCUUCUUCGGAUUUUAAUGGCAGAUUGCAUACUUGAUAUUUCACUACUGCCAUCCUCUGGUCUUAUUUAACGCCUAUACAGAGCCCCAUGUCGUAUUCUCCUCAUUAGUCCAGUUUUUAUUAGAAAGCAGAUCAGGUUCCUUCCUUCCUUGUUCACUCCCACUGUAUUCCAAUAUAUUCUUUACUCCAUGUCCUGUUAAUCCUAUUCUUUCCAUGUCUGUUAUCAUGCCCAUCCUCUGUGUUUCAUAUUUCCUACAGGUAACAAGCACAUGUUCUACAGUCUCUUGUAUUUGACAAUGCUCACACAAUCCAGAUGGAUGUUCCCCUAUAAUAUAAAAAGUGUACUGUUUAGUAUAUUGUGUUCUAGUCUUGAGCAGAAAGUAUUUGGGCUGCUUUGGAUCUGAGGAUCUGACAAUCCAGAAUCCCACACAGCUAAUAUACACUAUAACACACAGCUGUACAAAAUACCUGAUAAUUUAACACCCAAUGGUAUAAUACAGUCAUUAUUUUCUGUAUCUUUUCCCCUCAGUAGAUUACAGUAGUGUUGAAAGUGUGAGUGUUUUAGUGCUUAAGUGUUUAGUGUUUAGCCACCGGUUGUUGCUAAGCUCUCUGUUCUUACCUUUUGGCCACAAAGCUGAUAUUCUAACAGUGUGGAAUGAAAUCGCUAUAAAAACACCUAAAUGAAACACACAUCAUCCCCAUUGCAAACAAGUUUAUAUUAAUGUUGUUUAAUAUUCUCUGUAAACAAACAUCCGCUGUAUUUUAUAUUUGUUUUAUGCGAUGACACCAAAUUUAACACACCUGCUCCCCAUUCACCCCUGAGACCUUGUAACACUAAUAAGUCACAUGACACAGGGGAGGGAAAAUAGCUAAUUGGGCCCAAUUUGGACAUUUUCACUUAGGGGUGUUCUCACUUUUGUUGCCAGCGGUUUAGACAUUAAUGGCUAUGUGUUGAGUUAUUUUGAGGGGACAGCACAUUUACACGGUUACACAAGCUGUACACUCACUACUUUACAUUGUAGCAAAGUGUCAUUUCUUCAGUGUUGUCACAUAAAAAGAUAUAAUCAAAUAUUUACAAAAAUGUGAAGGGUGUACUCACUUUUGUGAGAUACUGUAUAUAUAAUUAGUGAAUUAAAUGCCACUCAUUACUGGUCCCACUAACUAGGCAAUAUGUGACACAUCCCACCUCAUAACCAGCUUGGAAGCAAAAUGGUCAGGGUCUGUACACAAUACCAGAAAAUUUCGAGGUCCCCUACUCUUUAUGAAGAUAAUAAAGAGUAACCCCCAGUUAACCCAGUGGACUAAAGAGAUUGCAGGGUGUUACGAGAAGUGAUCUGCCAAAAUCACUUCUAAUUAAAAGACUAAUGCACAAAAUAAACAGUCACGUGUGGCUCAUUGUUUCUUUAUUUCCUGUAACUGAGAAAGACAUUUGUAUUUAUUGCUUUACCAUUCAGUAAGAAAUCACAGAAUAAUCAUCACUAGGCAAAUACCUAACGAUAGCCAGUGCUUCAGUAAUUCGCUUUCAAGCCUGACCUUUUUAUGUCCACCUUUUCUUAAUCAAUUUGAAGGUGUAGAAGGUCCACCUCCAUGUCACUUUUUCUAAUUUGCAUUUGAAGAUGGACCUUAUACAGUUCCUUUGCAGGCAGCUAGGAAGACAGAAUGAUAAGUCAAUAUGAUUGAUAUUAGAAAUGUCUUCAAUACAUAUUAUAUUAUAAUAUUUGUAAUGUAUAAAAAUAUUUGUAAUCAGGACAACUGCUAACAAUUUUUUACACUGCCAAGAUUCUGUGUGGAGGUAGAUGGACCCUCCUGUAUAGAAGUGAUGUUACACAGAGGAUCAGAGCUUUGAAGCCCAUGUGGAGAAGGAAGCGUGUGUGGGUUUCCUGUAGUGACAUCAUCGACAACGAUGUGAAGCUUUCCGCUGUGUUCGACUUCCUGCGGCGGUGCGCAGACCGAUUAUGGAAGGCCGAAAGGACAAAUUGUAUUUUAUGUAUGGCACGCUGAAAGGACAGUUUGUCUUUAACCCUUAGACAUUAUGUGUGUAGAGUCUAUUGUGUAGAGGCUGUUUUCAAGGAAUUCAAUAUCAAGAGGCACUACCAGAUGAAACAUGCUAACUACAACAAGCUAACUGGAAAUGAACACUGCGAAAAGUUGAAGCAACUAGAAGAUGUUUUAACGGCACAGCUGCGCUUUUUCACAAGAGCCCGUGAGUCAAAUGAAAAUGCCACAAAAGCGAGCUACGAGGUGGCAACGCUGAUUGCCAAGCACUGCAAACCUUUUACUGAGGGUGAGUUUAUUAAAGACUGUGUGAUGAAAAUGGUAGAGAAAAUUUGUCCUGAGAAGAAGCAAGAGAUUGCCAAUGUUUGCCUGGCACGUAACACUGUGGUACGGAGAAUUGAAGACGUUUCAUCUGAUAUUAAGAUUAAGACAGUUAGAGGCAAAAGGAGUAGAGUUUGACUUUUUUCGUUAGCCCGCGACGAAAGCACGGAUGCAUCUGAGACCGCUCAGUUACUGAUUUUUUAAGAGGAGUGGACAAUGAAAUGAACAUGACGUGAAACUACCGUGGAAUAAAGUCACUGGGAUUAUUACGGAUGGCGCACCUGCCAUGGCUGGUGAGCAAAGUGGAAUAUCAACUCUAGUCUGUAACAAAGUCAGCGAAGAAGGAGGCAAAGCUAUAAAACUCCACUGUAUUAUUCACCAACAAGUUCUCUGUGCCAAACAUCUGAAAUAUGAUCAUGCUAUGAAACCGGUAAUAAAGGCUAUUAAUUAUAUUCGCUCCAAAGCCCUGUGCCACCGCCAGUUUCAACAGUUUCUACUCGACAUCCAGGCUGAAUACGGAGAUGUUGUGUAUCACAACGACGUAAGAUGGCUCAGUCGGGGGUCUGCACUGCAGCGCUUCUACUCUCUUAGGGAGGAAAUCGGACAAUUCUUGGCAAAAAAGGGACAGCUGAUGCUAGAACUAUCUGAUCCUAUUUGGCUGGCUGAUUUUGGAUUUUUAGUUGACAUAACACGGCAUCUGAACGCGCUGAACACGAGCCUUCAGGGGCAAAAUGGAGUGGUAAGACAACUGUAUUCACACAUCAAAGCCUUUGGGACCAAGCUGCUAUUUUCCCAAAGGCACCUGUCACAAACGUGGCCCAAUACCACACAUUUCCCAUCGCUGCAGGAAAUAAUGAACGGUUUUCCACAGAACAAUAUCAGUGCGCAAAUGAGGAGGUAUGCAGCAGACAUCUCAUCUCUGGAUGAAGAGUUUCAAUGGCGCUUUCGGGAUUUUGCAGCUAUUGAAAAGGAUAUCAGGCUUUUUUCCUCUCCUUUCUCCGUGGACCCUGAUGACGCUCCAGACCACCUGCAGCUGGAGCUCACUGAGCUGCAGUGUGACGCCGAGUGUCACAGUCGGCACCAACAGCUCCCUCUUGUCAACUUUUACCGCCAGCUGGAUAAAGGCAGGUUCCAAGAGAUUCGAACAUUUGCUAAGAAAAUGCUGAGCUUGUUUGGCUCAACAUACUUGUGCGAGAAGACAUUCUUGGUUAUGAACAUUAACAAGAACUGCAUGAGGAUGAGACUAAGUGACUCUCACCUGCGUGACAUCUUGCGCAUCAAAACUACAGUUUUUGAGCCAGACCUGGCCUAUUUACUGCAGUCGAGAUCUCAGUAUCACCCUUCACAUUAGUGCAGGAAAGUUAUUUGUUUAGUCUUCUGAGGUGAAUGAAUUCUUUUAAUCCGUGUAUAAUUUGUUCUUUUGUUUUUGAAUUGACAAUCAAACUGGGUCUCGUAAACCUGACAAAUUAAAUAUUAAAGUCAAAUUCGGUCCGGCAGCCCAUUUUUUCAUUUUGUAUUUUCGAUCCGAGUGGAAAACACGACUUUUUUCGUUUUUGAUAUCUGAUUCGAAAUCAAAUAGCAUAUUUUUGUUUUUUGAUUUUUGAUGGUCAAUUGAAAAACGAAAGAACGAGUGAUACAAGGAUUCAUAUAGCCCUCAAUGUUUUGUACUUAUGAAUAUGAUAACUGUUCGUGUUAUUUUCCUGUUCACAUGUUUUGAAUUUAGAAGUUUACAGUGAGCAUUUAAUAGUGAAUAAUAUGUAAUGUUUCAAAUGAAUAUAAAUAUGUUUAAUCUUCCCAAAAGUUUUUUUUUCCCUGACAGACAUUUUCUUCAUUUUAUGUGGUCUUCAAAUAUGUGAUUGAUUUUGGUAAAAACUUGUUUAGAUUUAUUUGUGUUCUGUGUGAAGAAAUGAAAAGCAUGCCAUUUGCAAUAAAAAUUUCAUGAUAUAGUUCAUUUGCAUUUAAUGUUAAUGGUUCAAAGAAUGUCAGGCUGAAUGGUCGGCCCCCACACAUUUUCACCUCACCAAAACUGGCCCUCUUUGCAAAAAGUUUGGACAGCCCUGGUGUAGAUGAAUUAAGCCUUGUUUAUACUUGACGCGUCCGCAAUAGCACGAGGGAGGAUAAAAUGGGAGUAUCUAAAGGUAUAUGUGUGUCUAAAUGUAUGGAAGUGUCUAAUGUUUUUUUUUUACAGUUUUAAAGUUUUUUUUUUAUAGCAAUGGCGGAUCUUGGAGCCUCUCAAUAGUUCCCGGAAGUUAGCACUAAAUACUAGCAGCGCACUAGAGUUUCAGCAGAACAGACUGUUUGUGAUGAACUUUUAAAAGGUCAGACAUUAACUUUUUUUAGAUGGUGUUAAAGUGAAGUGUUUCCAUUAAUUUGUUUAGGUCAUGCAUGACCCUGUACUGCAGUCACCACUAUCUCUAGUUUCUCUCCUGCAGUCAUGACAUGUUUAUGGGUAUUGUGAAUGCCAUUAAGCCAACUAGAGCUGCAACAACUAAUCGAUAAAAUCGAUAAUAAUCAAUUAUGAAAAUCAUUGUCAACGAAUCUCAUUAUCGAUUAGUCAGUUUGCGUGCUGCACGGGGGAGAUCUAUUCAUUACGUUACUUAUGUUUUGAAAAUACGCUUCAGAGAGUAAAUACUAAAGUUGUGUCCCAAAUGAUAUACUAUACACUUACACUAUAUACGAUGUACUCGCCCACCUACUGUAUGAAUUUUAGAAAGGUAAUAUCAUCUCAAAUGGAACACUAGUGUUUAUUUUUUUACUAACUAGAAGUGUAAGCCACUUCCUAGUUAACGGCGCAUGACAUCAUAUGCACGUAAUGCGCACGUAAGCCUUGGGUCACACUCUAGGGGUGUCUCCUGAUUGCAAGAAGGCAAUGACAGGCACCUCCCUCACGGGCUGGGGUACGGUCUUAGAUGGCUGUCCAGCUCAUGGUCUCUGGAGUGGCCUGCAUCUGGAGUGGCAUAUAAAUCACCUAGAAAUGCAGGCCGUGUUUCUAGCACUGAAAUUCUUUCUUCCUCAAUUGAGAGAUCAUCAUGUGUUAGUUGUGACAGACAACACAGCGGUGGUCUCACAUUUCAACCACUAUGGAGGAUUAUGUUCGCACCCCCUGUUCAGGCAGGUGCAACUAAUUCUUCACUGGCAGAGGGAAAGUUUUUGUCAGUGAGUGUAAUGUACAUUCUGGGCAACUGGAAUGUGGGGGUAGACAUCCUUCUGAGGCCAAGAAAUUUGAGGCUCCAUUUGGAAGAACCCGAUAUUUGGAAGAACCCGAUAUUGGAAUUGGGAAGAACCCGAUAUUGGUAUGUGUUGCCUCCAAACGCAAACC
Ictalurus furcatus (blue catfish) is the source of this 6010-nucleotide messenger RNA. RefSeq names its product general transcription factor II-I repeat domain-containing protein 2B. The transcript has 2 exons. Lineage: Eukaryota; Metazoa; Chordata; Actinopteri; Siluriformes; Ictaluridae. The coding region runs from base 2978 to 4042 and encodes 354 amino acids. The record is from RefSeq and is a predicted model, not a curated record.